Messenger RNA from Budorcas taxicolor (takin), 555 nucleotides. Its product is annotated as natural killer cells antigen CD94-like. NCBI's taxonomy places the organism in Eukaryota, Metazoa, Chordata, Mammalia, Artiodactyla, Bovidae. The transcript has 6 exons. Bases 1 to 555 code for a protein of 184 amino acids. Gene Ontology annotation, biological process: positive regulation of natural killer cell mediated cytotoxicity; stimulatory C-type lectin receptor signaling pathway. The record is from RefSeq and is a predicted model, not a curated record.
AUGGCAGCUUUUCAGACCACUGCAUGGAGGUUGAUCUCUGGGGUCUUAGGAGUAAUAUGCCUUUCGUUGAUGGCUGCUUUGGGAGUUCUGUUAAAAAAAUUUAAUAUUUCUAAUCAUUUCUUACAGCACUUACUAAACCAAAGUGUUCAGCCUGGACCUUCCACAGAUCUUCAGGAAGAAUCUGGGUGCUUUUCUUGCCAAGAAAAGUGGAUUGGCUACCAACACAACUGUUAUUUUGUUUCUAAUGAAUUAAAAACAUGGAAAGACAGUAGGGAUUUUUGUGUUUCUCAUAAUUCCAGUCUACUUCAGAUACAAACCAGAAAUGAACUGGAUUUUAUGAAGUUCAAUACCAAUUUUUACUGGAUUGGGCUUUCUUACGAUGAAGAACAUCAUGCCUGGUUGUGGGAGGACAAUUCUACUCUCUCCCAAGAUCUAUUUCCUUUCCCUAAAUCUGUAAAUCCAAAGAACUGCAUGAUGUAUAUCCCAGUAGGAACCAUUUUGGAUGGACACUGUGAACAGAAGUCUCGUUAUAUCUGUAAACAACAGCUUAUUUAG